CUUGUUUUCAGCAAAGUCAGCAUGGAAGUCUGAGAAUCACCUCGCAGAUUUUGUUAGGCUUGUUAACAGAUAAAAGCAUGCUGGGCUGGGCUAAAGAUUUCUUCAGAAGACACAAGAGGAAAAUUAUAGGACUUGGCGUUGUUGCUGGAGGUCUAUAUUCGUCUUAUAAGCUAAUUCAAUGGAAGGUUGCAGAGUGGCAGGAAAGAGAGCGGGCAGAGUAUUUGCAACAAGCCAAAAAACAGUUUCACUUUGAAAAAAACCAAGGAACCUGUAAAACAACAUUGGUGGAGUUGAUGUUGCCACUUAGAAACAGAAUAUUUGAAGUUUUGAAUGUGGAAGAAAUCACAACAGCACUUAAAUGCAAUCCUGGAAACAAACUUGUGUUAUGGGAGGAAUUGAAACUGCAGAGUUUUACACGAACAUUGGUGUCACUCAUUUCAACUUGUACAUUGUAUGUCUUUUUGCAAGUUCAAAUAAGCAUUAUUGCUGGCUACAUGUACUUGGAAAGUAUUGAAUGCUCGUGUGCAGAUGAAUUUGAUAUUUCUGAGUUGGUUCAGGGCAUAGAAAUGGAUAGGCCUAUUUCCAGUAUUGAAAAAGAGUAUCUUGGCAGCAUCAAAUUUUUGCUCACAGAUGGCAUCAUUCUGAUGAUUGAUAAGUUGAGGAGCAUUGUGAAUGAUAAUAUUGCUUCAAUGUCACUAAAAAGUGAAGUUACACAUUAUGAAAUCUCCAAGGCCGUCUUCAAUAUCUGGAACCUAUUCAAGGCUGAUGCGGCAGGUUUAUGCAAAAGUGGAAAUCCAAGCACGAAGUCUCCAUUUUCAAUGUACCUCUUAAACAUAGAAGAUUCUAGAAAGAAAACGAGGUACCUUGAUGAAGAGAAGUGUCAAAAGAUGAUUAUGGAGACGUUUGAUGUAAUUGAAAGUGAAGAUUUCCAGGCAGUCCUAUCUGAAUCUAUUCAAGAAUGCUUGCAGCUGUUAAUGCAGUCAAUAGAGCCUUACUUUCAGUAUAAAGAGGAUGGUGAGUUUGAUACUGCCGAAAAAGGUGACAAUGAGGCAAAAAGGGAAAUGAGGUUACCUUUGGCAAAGAUCGUACCAAUUGUAAACUCUCAAAGCAACCAGAUUUUUAGGAAUGGGAAAAACCUUUAUUUGGAGACUUUAUUUUCAAUGGAUUCUAUCAAUGCAUUUUCUGCAAAUAUAUAUGAAUCAUUCAGCAGUCAACCAGAGGCAUAACUGGCCAUCAAAUGGAGGACGGGAAGUCCGCAGGGGUAUCACGGCAAAAAAUUAUAAUCUUAUUUCAUCAACUUUUUGUUGCUUUUCGUUUUUAACUAGAUUUCUCUAUUUCUGUUUCAAAUCAUA
Rhopilema esculentum is the source of this 1352-nucleotide messenger RNA. RefSeq names its product peroxisomal biogenesis factor 3. Gene Ontology annotation, biological process: protein import into peroxisome membrane. Gene Ontology annotation, molecular function: protein-macromolecule adaptor activity. Gene Ontology annotation, cellular component: peroxisomal membrane. Lineage: Eukaryota; Metazoa; Cnidaria; Scyphozoa; Rhizostomeae; Rhizostomatidae. The record is from RefSeq and is a predicted model, not a curated record.